Messenger RNA from Gracilinanus agilis (Agile Gracile Mouse Opossum), 3456 nucleotides. RefSeq names its product zinc finger protein 521 (gene ZNF521). NCBI's taxonomy places the organism in Eukaryota, Metazoa, Chordata, Mammalia, Didelphimorphia, Didelphidae. Gene Ontology annotation, cellular component: nucleus. Gene Ontology annotation, molecular function: RNA polymerase II transcription regulatory region sequence-specific DNA binding; DNA-binding transcription factor activity, RNA polymerase II-specific. The transcript has 5 exons. Gene Ontology annotation, biological process: regulation of transcription by RNA polymerase II. The coding region runs from base 16 to 3456 and encodes 1146 amino acids. The record is from RefSeq and is a predicted model, not a curated record.
UCCCUCCACGGUCACAUGCAGGUUCACGAGCGGAACAAGGACGGCUCCCAGCCGGGCUCCAGGAUGGAGGACUGGAAGAUGAAGGACACCCAGAAGUGUAGCCAGUGCGAGGAAGGCUUCGACUUUCCCGAGGAUCUCCAGAAGCACAUCGCCGAGUGCCACCCCGAGUGUUCCCCGAACGAAGACCGCGCCGCCCUUCAGUGCGUUUACUGCCACGAGCUUUUUGUGGAGGAGACCUCGCUGCUGAACCACAUGGAGCAGGUGCACAGCGGGGAGAAGAAGAAUUCCUGCAGUAUUUGCUCGGAGAGCUUUCACACGGUGGAGGAGCUAUACAGUCACAUGGACAGUCACCAGCAGCCCGAGUCCUGUAACCACAGCAAUAGCCCUUCUCUGGUCACCGUAGGCUACACCUCAGUAUCGAGCACCACCCCUGAUUCCAACCUCUCCGUGGACAGCUCCACCAUGGUGGAGGCGGCCCCGCCCCUCCCCAAGAGCCGGGGGCGGAAGCGGGCCGCCCAGCAAGCCUCGGACAUUACUGGGCCCUCCAGUAAGCAGGCUAAAGUGACCUACAGCUGCAUCUACUGCAAUAAACAGUUAUUUUCGAGUCUUGCAGUGCUGCAGAUUCACCUAAAAACUAUGCAUUUAGAUAAGCCUGAGCAGGCCCACAUCUGUCAGUAUUGCUUAGAAGUGUUACCCUCCCUCUACAACCUGAACGAACAUCUUAAACAAGUCCACGAAGCUCAGGACCCGGCUCUGAUUGUUUCGGCCAUGCCCGCCAUGGUCUACCAGUGCAACUUCUGUUCGGAAGUUUUUAAUGACCUCAACACUCUCCAGGAACACAUCCGAUGUUCUCAUGGAUUUGCAAAUCCUGCUGCUAAGGACAGUAAUGCAUUCUUUUGUCCUCAUUGCUAUAUGGGGUUUCUUACUGAUUCUUCCUUAGAAGAGCACAUAAGACAGGUCCAUUGUGACCUUAGCAGUUCCCGUUUUGGUUCCCCGGUGCUUGGAACACCAAAAGAUCCUGUCGUGGAAGUGUAUUCUUGUUCCUACUGUACAAAUUCUCCAAUAUUCAACAGUGUUCUCAAAUUGAACAAGCAUAUUAAAGAAAACCAUAAGAACAUUCCUUUGGCACUGAAUUACAUUCACAAUGGAAAGAAAUCCAGGGCCCUGAGCCCACUCUCUCCUGUGACAAUAGAACAGACAUCUCUAAAAAUGAUGCAGGCUGUCGGUGGGGCUCCUCAGCGUCCAACGGGGGAAUAUAUUUGUAACCAAUGUGGGGCAAAAUACACUUCCCUGGACAGUUUUCAGACUCAUUUAAAAACUCACCUGGAUACUGUGUUGCCCAAACUGACCUGUCCUCAGUGUAACAAGGAGUUUCCAAAUCAGGAAUCUCUGCUGAAGCAUGUCACCAUCCAUUUCAUGAUCACCUCAACGUAUUAUAUCUGUGAAAGCUGUGAUAAGCAGUUCACGUCUGUGGAUGACCUCCAGAAGCACCUGCUGGACAUGCACACCUUUGUCUUCUUCCGUUGCACCCUCUGCCAGGAGGUCUUUGACUCCAAAGUGUCUAUUCAGCUCCACUUGGCUGUGAAACACAGCAAUGAAAAAAAAGUCUACAGGUGUACCUCCUGCAACUGGGACUUCCGCAAUGAGACCGACCUCCAGCUCCACGUCAAACACAACCACCUGGAGAACCAGGGGAAGGUGCACAAGUGUAUCUUCUGUGGAGAGUCUUUUGGGACCGAGGUGGAACUCCAGUGCCACAUUACGACCCACAGUAAGAAGUACAAUUGCAAGUUUUGCAGCAAAGCGUUCCACGCCAUCAUUUUGUUGGAGAAGCACUUGAGGGAAAAGCAUUGCGUCUUCGAGACAAAAACUCCCAACUGUGGCACCAAUGGAGCGUCUGAACAAGUGCAGAAAGAGGAGGUAGAACUCCAGACCUUGCUGACCAAUAGUCAGGAGUCCCACAAUAGCCACGACGGGAGCGAAGAAGACGUUGAUGCAUCUGAGCCCAUGUACGGAUGUGACAUUUGCGGUGCAGCCUACACCAUGGAGACUCUGCUGCAGAAUCACCAGCUUCGAGACCACAACAUUCGACCUGGAGAAAGUGCCAUAGUCAAGAAAAAAGCAGAGCUCAUUAAAGGGAAUUACAAAUGUAAUGUCUGCUCUCGAACAUUCUUCUCGGAGAAUGGUCUCCGUGAGCAUAUGCAGACCCACUUGGGGCCGGUGAAGCACUACAUGUGCCCCAUUUGUGGAGAACGGUUUCCUUCCCUUCUGACUCUCACUGAACACAAAGUGACACAUAGUAAGAGUCUGGAUACUGGGAACUGCCGGAUCUGCAAGAUGCCCCUCCAGAGCGAGGAGGAAUUUUUAGAGCAUUGCCAAAUGCACCCCGACCUGAGAAAUUCCUUGACAGGAUUUCGUUGCGUGGUAUGCAUGCAGACGGUGACCUCUACCUUGGAACUCAAAAUCCAUGGGACAUUCCACAUGCAAAAAACAGGGAACGGGUCCGCUGUACAAACCACAGGGCGUGCACAGCAUCUCCAAAAACUGUAUAAGUGUGCGUCUUGCCUGAAGGAAUUCCGCUCCAAACAAGAUCUGGUGAAGCUCGACAUCAACGGUCUACCGUACGGCCUCUGCGCUGGCUGCGUGAAUCUCAGUAAGAGUGGCAGCCCCAACAUCAGCAUCCCUUCCAGCAGUAGUAGACCAGGCAUGGGCCAGAAUGAGAACUUGGGUUCCAUGGAGAGUAAAGUCAAGGCAGGGGGACUGAAGACUCGUUGCUCGAGUUGCAAUGUUAAAUUUGAAUCGGAAAGUGAACUUCAGAAUCACAUCCAGUCCAUCCACAGAGAGCUCGUCCCAGAUAGCAACAGUACGCAGUUGAAAACACCCCAAGUAUCGCCCAUGCCCAGAAUCAGUCCUUCCCAGUCGGAUGAGAAGAAGACCUAUCAGUGCAUCAAGUGCCAGAUGGUUUUCUACAAUGAAUGGGAUAUUCAGGUUCAUGUUGCAAAUCACAUGAUUGAUGAAGGACUGAACCACGAGUGCAAACUCUGUAAUCAGACCUUUGAUUCCCCUGCCAAACUUCAGUGCCACCUGAUAGAACACAGCUUUGAAGGAAUGGGAGGCACCUUUAAGUGUCCAGUUUGCUUUACAGUGUUCGUCCAAGCCAACAAGUUGCAGCAGCAUAUUUUCUCAGCCCAUGGACAGGAAGACAAGAUCUAUGACUGCACACAAUGUCCACAGAAGUUUUUCUUCCAAACAGAGUUGCAGUCUUUGUCAUCCAUUUCUUUGGAAUCAUCUAUUUUUGUGAUUUCGAGUUGGAAGCUAAUGCCGACCUUAUUUUCGUCUUCCAUAUCAUAUAAAGAUGACUUUCAAAACUCAAAAAUUCCCAUAGGACUUAGAUAUAUUACUAGAAAGGACAUCAGAAGUCAUCCAGUCCAACUUCCUCAUGCUAGAGGUAUGUAA